This is a messenger RNA of Nerophis lumbriciformis (worm pipefish), 789 nucleotides long. NCBI's taxonomy places the organism in Eukaryota, Metazoa, Chordata, Actinopteri, Syngnathiformes, Syngnathidae. The record is from RefSeq and is a predicted model, not a curated record.
AUGAAGUCUCGUGUGCCACUGGUUUUAUUAGCCUGCGGAUCCUUCAAUCCCAUCACCAACCAGCACAUGAGGUUGUUUGAAUUGGCCAGGGACCACAUGCACAGCACAGGCCAUUACCAAGUGGUGGGUGGCAUCGUUUCACCUGUGAGUGACAGCUAUGGCAAACAAGGCCUGGUGCUGGCAAAGCACAGAAUUGCCAUGGCCAAAUUGGCGCUUCAAAGCUCCAACUGGGUCAAAGUCGACGAAUGGGAGAGCCAGCAGCCCGACUGGACUGAAACUGUGGUCACUAUGAGGUAUCACUAUGGUCGUAUUUUAAAGGAGUAUGAACAGAGGAUGCAUGAAGACUCCAUUGGAAGCAGUAGUUCCUCCCAAAGCACACCCCCACAGUUGAAGUUGCUCUGCGGAGCCGAUUUCCUGGACACCUUCAAGAUUCCGGGACUGUGGCGCGACGACCACAUUCAGGAAGUGGUCGGCCGUUUCGGCCUGGUGUGCGUUAGUCGAGGGGGGCUGCAACCCGAGCGGCUCGUGCACGAGUCGGACGCCCUUUGGUGCCACCGACAAAACAUCUUUCAAGUGAAAGAGUGGGUCAGGAACGAGACCAGCGCAACAGAGGUCCGACGGGCUCUGAGACGGGGAAUGAGCGUCAAAUACCUGAUCUCGGACUCUGUGAUAGAAUACAUUAAGCAGCACAACCUCUACACUGAAGACAGCGAGAGGAGAAAUGAGGGCACAACUCUCAGGCCGCUCGCCAAACAAGCUCAGCGGCCGCCGGAGAGUCUGGACGACUGA